Molecule: messenger RNA, 881 nt
Organism: Diachasma alloeum
Lineage: Eukaryota; Metazoa; Arthropoda; Insecta; Hymenoptera; Braconidae
Exons: 2
Coding region: 182-712 (176 amino acids)
Source: RefSeq, a predicted model, not a curated record
GCCCUGGCGCCCCUACCCCAAGUAGUAACAGUCGGCGUUACCUGUGUUUAGUCAGACUGUUAUCGUUGGAGGAGCCAACACGUCCGCGUUAACGUAGCCGACCUUAUAUAAGGAGGUACCACCGAGUUAUUCGUUUUCAUUGUGCCUGCCGCUCCGUUUUCGGGCAUUUCAGUCACACAAGAUGAGGCUUACGGGCAACAAAUACUUCGUCCUACUGGGUCUGCUCAUGAUCCUCGAGAUAAGCAAUGCAAGCGCUCCAGUUCGUCGCAGACGCAGCGAUAGCAGCAGCAGCAGCAGCAGCGAGGAAGGCGGUGGCGGUUCCGGCGGUGGCGGUUCCGGCGGUGGCGGCUCUGGGGAUAAUGGCGGCAUAAUUGGAACCACCCAGAACGUGGUGGAGAAGAUUCCUCUGCUGGGAGGCCCACUCUCCAGUGGAAUUCAGAAGGGCGUGGACGGAUGGCACUACAGCCAGGACCUCACCAACGGCGCCAUCGGCCGCGUCCUCGGUGGGGCCUUCCCCUGCACCCUUGACCUCGACUCCUUCAGAUGCUCCGGUGUGUCCACGACGAGUGAUAUCUCCGACCUCAUUGAGAGCAUCCUCGACCCCAUCCCCUGGGUCAUGCUGCCCGGACCCUUCAAGAGUCUCAUUGUGUUCUUAGUGGACGCCUCAUGGGCACCUUUCAUGGAUCUCUUGUUCGGUGGUGUCAAGCAGUAGUUUUUCGGAAUUUGUUAUACUUGUCAUUGAUGCGUUUUGUAUUGGGAACGGGGAGAUGUCGUUCUGAUGUUGCUUAGGGUUGAAGUAAUUGUUAAUGUUUAUUCCUUUUUUCUCCUUUAAUUGAUUGUAAAUGGAUAAUUGAAAUAAAUGGGUACCACUUUGCAAGAUA